Messenger RNA from Linum trigynum, 2389 nucleotides. Lineage: Eukaryota; Viridiplantae; Streptophyta; Magnoliopsida; Malpighiales; Linaceae. The record is from the annotation of a GenBank genome assembly.
UCGCCCCGAGAAAAUGUCAUUUGUUACCCCUAAACGAGCAAUUUUUCGAUUUUGCCAAACUUUAGAGGAUCAUAACUUUGUGCUCCGCAAUCCGAAUGUCAAAAGUUUUUUUUUUAUUUUGCAUAAUUUUUUGAGUACUAAAACAUUUACUAGGAAUACAUUUUCAAAAUAGGAAUAGUUUUUAAUAUAAGGGAUUUUGGAAGUAACUUUAACUUUAUUUUUCAUAUUUUCACAUAUAUUCUGAAAAUAUAUAAACUAUCAAAGUUGUAGUCCUCGAAAAAUUAUGCGAAAUGAAAAAAAAGUUUGCUACGAUCGGAUAACCGAGCACAAAGUUAAGGUUGUUGGAAAUUUCAAAGGAGUCGAUCUACGACUAGAUCGAGUCUCCUACACUCGAACCGGUUAGUAGUUCCAAUUCCUCAAACUCGAACCACUCCAAACUUAGGUAUUUUGGAAAAAAAAAUUAUAAGUAUGAUAAUUUAGAAAUUUAUUUUACUUUUAUUUGUAUUUAGGGAAUUAUCAGAAAUUGCAACAGGAAAAAAAGUGCAACGUUAAAAUACAGGGCCGAGAGUGACUGAUAGGGAAGCAAGCCGGCAAAUUCCCUCCUCUCCUUAUAGAUGUUCCCGAAGCUCCCUCCUCCAGUUCUCUCCUAGCUAAUUCGAUCCUCUCGUUCAGUCCCAAGCUACAACUAGAAACCCAGAAAAAACCCACAACAUAAAAACAACAAUUCUCCUCUCACACGCAUUACGUCGAACACCAUAGCUGCAAUAUGGAUCCCUGCCCAUUCGUCCGCCUAAUCAUCGAAUCACUAGCCCUCAAGCUCCCCUUUGCCACCAAGCCCGCCGGCUCCGGCGUCCACCCCACCGCCACCCCCUGCUUCUGCGUCCUCAAAAUCAAGGGCUUCCCCACCCAAACCGCUCUCCUGCCCCUCUGCUCCUCCUCCAAUUCUUCAUCCCACGACGACUCCUCCGGCCCCGACACCGCCACCUCCGCGCCCGGGUUCCACCUCGACGCCGCCACCCUCCGCCGCGUCUCGGGAAAGCCGGUUUCCCUCCGGGUCUCGGUCUACACCGGCGGGAUGGGCCGGACCUGCGGGGUCAGCGGCGGGAAGCUGCUGGGAAAGCUUCAGGUGAGCGUGGAUUUUGGGAAGAAUGCCGAGUCCUGUAGGUCGACUGUGUUUCAGAACGGAUGGUUGACUCUCCGGUGCCAGCCGGGCAAACCCGCCGCGAGAAUUCACUUGGCAUGUCGCGCCGAGCCCGAGCCGCGGUUCGUGUUCCAGUUCGACGGCGAGCCCGAGUGCAGCCCCGUUGUUUUCCAGAUCCAGGGCAGCAUCCGGCAGCCGGUCUUCAGCUGCAAGUUCAGCGCUGACCGGAAUUCCCGCUCCCGAUCCCUGCCCUCAGAUUACAACAACGCAUCUUCCUCCAACGGCGCUUGGACCAAAACAUUCUCCACCCGGGAGAGAGAAAAGGCCAGCCGGCGGGAACGAAAGGGAUGGAUGAUAAUGAUCCACGACCUCUCCGGUUCGCCCGUAGCCGCGGCCUCAAUGAUCACCCCGUUCGUCCCUUCACCCGGGUCGGACCGGGUCUCCCGAUCCAACCCCGGGGCCUGGCUGAUCCUCCGACCCCACGGGUUCUCGGUCAGCACGUGGAAGCCGUGGGGCCGGCUCGAGGCGUGGCGGGAGCGCGGCACCGUGGACGGCCUGGGGUACAAGUUCGAGCUGAUGACCGAGAGCAACGGUCGGGUCGCGAUAGCCGAGGGGACCGUCGGGGUGAAGAAGGGCGGGCGGUUCGAAAUUGAUGGGAGGACGGUUCGGGGCUCGGUUUCUCGGUCGGCCUCGGUGAAGGGGUUCGUGAUGGGUUCGACCGUUGAAGGGGAAGGCAAGGUUAGUAAACCCGUGGUUCAGGUUGGGGUUCAGCACGUGACCUGCACGGCCGAUGCGGCUCUGUUUGUGGCGCUAUCCGCUGCGGUCGAUCUCAGCAUGGACGCUUGUAGGUUGUUUUCGAGUAAACUGAGGAAGGACCUUUGUCACGAUGAUCAGGAUGGUUUGUGAAGUAAUCGCGGUAAAUGUUUUUUUUAGUGCGGUGAUGACCAAUAGGGUGGGAGUGGCAGUAAAAAAAAUAUUAACUGUUGGUUUGAGCGAGUGGUUAAUUGUUGGUUUAAUUUUGAUUUUUGGCCUCUUUUCACUGGGUUGAUGAUUGGGAUGAGCUGUAAUUGGGCUUAACUGGCAGGAGGGCCCAUGGAUCGUUUGGUAGAUGGAGGGGGAAAAGAGAGAAGAAGGAAAGGUUAGUUUGUAGCUGGAUUUGGUUGACAUCACACCACCCAAGUCUCCUUGUUGCUUGGUUUUGUGUAGGGGAAUUCUUUUGUUGUUAUUUAUUAAAUCGGUAAUUUUGUA